This is a messenger RNA of Rhagoletis zephyria (snowberry fruit fly), 1869 nucleotides long. RefSeq lists its product as uncharacterized. Lineage: Eukaryota; Metazoa; Arthropoda; Insecta; Diptera; Tephritidae. Gene Ontology annotation, molecular function: zinc ion binding; nucleic acid binding. The record is from RefSeq and is a predicted model, not a curated record.
AUGCCAGGGGAAGGUGCAGAUCGAGUAGCCUUUCUAAAGCUGAAAACAAAGGCCAUAUUCAGCAGACUGGAGAGCUUGAUUAACGAGUUGGACGCAGACAGGCUACACAGUAUGGAUGAGUACAGUCUUUCAGCAAUGCUAGAAUCCUUAGGCGAAUUGAAAUCCAGUUUUUCUGCCGCACACACAAGCCUAGAGGAAUUGGACUUCGACUCCAUUGCCAGCGACCUGCCAAGUAACUUCGAUGCUGCUCUAAUCAACCUUAGAGCUACACUGCAACGCGAGAUUGGUAAACGUAGUGCCUCGCAACAUUGCUCCACGCUCAGAAUGAACUCCAGUGAGACCCAAUCAAUCAUUGUGAACGCUAAUAGCUCACGCUUGCCAUUGCUGACACUGCCUAAAUUCAGUGGCGCCUACACCGAGUGGACAAAUUUCUAUUCAAUGUUCACGUCAAUAAUCGACAAGGACAGCGACCUCACCAACAUCGACAAAUUGCAGCAUCUUCGUUCCUGUCUGAGCGGCGCUGCCCUUGACACCGUGCGCUCGCUGGAAAUAAACGACGCUAAUUAUAACACUGCAUUAGAUCUUUUACAAAAGCGCUUCGAUAACAAACGUCUUAUAUUUCAGGCACACGUCAGGGAGAUAUUUGGGCUAGAGAGGGCAGAUUCAAACGUAACCAAGCUACGAGAGCUGACAGAUAAGGUCACAGCACACAUACGCGCAUUGCAGUCGCUCGCAUCCAAUGGGAAGAUCGCAGAUGGCAUCAUCGUACAAUUGGUGAUCCAGAAACUCGACAAAAAGACGCAAGCUAAAUGGGAGGAGAGUUCAUCGAUCAGCGAACUGCCAUCCUGGGAUCAAUUAGCUAUGUUCUUGGAGAAGCGCUGCAGAACACUCGAGAACGUUGAGCAUUCUAUGCAGACACCGACUGGUCAGGCGGUAAAAGCUAACAAGAACGUGAGUACUGGUCAGAGGAAAUCCUUUGUUGCUUCCAACGGCUCAAAAGGUGUUUGUGUGUUUUGUGGAUCUGCCGAGCAUGCAAUUUAUAGCUGUCAACGCUUCGCAAAUUUGUCUCCGAACUUACGCCUGAGGGAAGUUAAGAAGCUUUCCCUUUGUCUUAACUGCCUAAAGACUGGGCAUCAAAUUCGUGACUGCAAAUCCGGAUCGUGCCGCGCCUGUCAGUCGAAACACCACACGCUCUUGCAUUUCGAACGCUCAACUGCAUCGUUAAUCAAUAGUCAAGCCGAAGCUUCGUCGGCAGCUACAGUUCAAUCCAACGCUAUGACUGCAUCGUUAUCUGUGUCGCCUAGUGCCCCAGUAUCUCCUUCUGAUGCUGUGUUCCUAGCUACUGCCGUCGUUCUGGUAAAAAAUCGUGCUGGAAGCCUCGUGCCUUGCAGGGCGCUUUUAGAUUCUGGCUCCCAGUUACACUUUGUCACAACUCGCCUUGCAAACCAAUUGCAGCUUGUAAAAGCAAAAUCUUCUGCUACAGUAUCUGGCAUUGGAGAUGCCAAUUUCUCAACGGAGGGUUACUCAGUCGACCUCGUACUGAAGUCGCGGACUUCAGAUUUCUCAACAAACAUAACAGCUGUUGUUGUGCAAACCAUAACCGACAACCAGCCUGGCUGCUCCGUGAGCACCAACGAGUGGAAUGUUCCGUCGAAUAUACAACUAGCCGAUCCUGGGUUAAACUUACCGCAGCGAAUUGAUCUACUCAUUGGAGCAGCAUUGUUCUUCGAUCUGCUAUGUGUGGGGCAGAUACGCUUGGCAUACGGUUUACCACUCCUUCAGAAAACACGCCUCGGUUGGGUGCUAUCUGGAGGGGGGCAACAAGCUCCAAAACUAUCAUCUUUUGUGUGCGUCAGUUCUGGGAAAUAG